This is a messenger RNA of Mus pahari (shrew mouse), 3923 nucleotides long. RefSeq names its product Ly6/neurotoxin 1 (gene Lynx1). NCBI's taxonomy places the organism in Eukaryota, Metazoa, Chordata, Mammalia, Rodentia, Muridae. The record is from RefSeq and is a predicted model, not a curated record. The coding region runs from base 266 to 616 and encodes 116 amino acids. The transcript is spliced from 4 exons.
AGUCGUGAGCAGGCACUGCGGAUCUGUUGCCCCAGCGGAGGCUACUUGAUCUGCCUGCGAUGCGGUACAAACACCGCACGAAGUGUGUACAGAUUCCCAGUCAGACAGCGGGAGGGACCUGCGAGCGGCCACGGGGCUGCUUCAUCUCUAGGAGACUGAGAGCUCAAGCAGAGCUCCUGUGCCCUGCUUCUUCCCUGGCUUGAGCUGGAUCCAGGACCAGCUGCUAUCCUCCUGUUCACUCCGGCACUGCCCUCACGUCUCCGACAUGACCCACCUGCUCACAAUGUUCCUGGUGGCCCUGAUGAGCCUGCCUGUGGCCCAGGCUCUGGAGUGCCACGUGUGUGCCUACAAUGGAGACAACUGCUUCAAACCCAUGCGCUGCCCAACCACAGCCACCUACUGUAUGACCACACGAACUUACUUCACCCCUUACAGGAUGAAGGUGAGGAAGUCCUGUGUCCCCAGCUGCUUUGAAACCGUGUACGAUGGCUACUCCAAGCACGCAUCUGCCACCUCCUGUUGCCAGUACUACCUCUGCAACGGUGCUGGCUUUGCUACCCCGGUGACCUUGGCCCUGGUCCCGGCACUCCUAGCUACCUUCUGGAGCUUGCUGUAAAGCUCUGUUCCCCAAGCCAGAUCCACUCAAACGCAACACUUUAAAAAACAUAGUUUUCCCCUCUUGUCCAUUCGCUCCACCCAACCCUCUUCCCUCUGAGACUCCUCAGCCACCACGAGGUCCCAUGGCUACCUACAAAAGGACUGAUGGCAUCCAGAUACCUCACUCCAAGGUCAUUUUCAGAAGGCUGAUGUGUGGACCUGUAAUGUGCCCCACCCAUGGGUGGGGCAGACUGGGUUCCUCCUCUACCCAGGACCAGGGGCAUCUGGAAGAGUGUUGUUUAUGGCGGAGGGGUCAUCACUCAAAUCAAGGAGCACUCAUUUCAUAGAAUUAGUAGCCAAACUCCACCUUCAUAGCAUCAGGAUCCUGCCUCAGUCUACCCAGUAGAGGAUGGGUCUGCUAAAGGGGGGGGGGGGCGCUGGGAAUAACAAGCUGGCUAGACGCAGAGAAAGACUCAGCAGGGCUGUCUUCCAUGUCCAGCACGGCUUGCCAGAGAAAACUUGAUGUGGAAGCCAUGUGAGGAAGCCCUUUGUCAUUUCCACUUAUCUGAGGAACUCUGCCAGACCUGAUGUCAGGAUAGCCAUUGGCCAAGGGUUCCUAGCAACGGCGUCAUUUCCAUAGGCCUCUGAAAUCCCUCUAGACCCAGCUCAACAGGUCCCUUGACCUCCACUGCAGUCCCUCAUCCACACACCGGCUGCUGGGCCUUGAGGCUGGCGGGGACAUGGGGGCAGAUGACUCAUGCAUAUUUUUGUCUGGCCUGUGCACUGGCCAGUUAUUCUGGGCAUGGCAGGGAGGGAUCAGACGCAGGUUAGAGCAGAACAGUAGGGUGACCAAGACAGGGAAGCAGACUUCAGCCGGCGGUUUCCCAGGUCCCGUAGGCAGCUCCUACAUCCUUCAGUCUCUUGGGAAAUUCUCGGGAGACAAGUGUACAGGGAGCCAGCCCAAGUGAUAGGUGACAAUGCCUGUGAAGUCUAUUGUGGCCGCAGACUGCUGGGUACCAAGUCUCGGGAGAACCCAGCCCAGAUUUGGGAGACACCGAUCUGCCUUUCAUGCCGUGUCGCUGUCCCCGGGAGCCUUACCCUGCUCUCUAACUCGUACCCCAACUCACGUGCCACUGAGGAACCCCCUGACGCUGACCUAACUCAGGGGUCAGGAUGCUGGCCAAUGUCCAUGUAAUGGGAUUACCCAUGGAGAGUCCUUGGGUCAUCACAUCCUGCUGGUCACCACAUCGCAAAUGUUUUAUUCUGACCUCCCAGUGGUGGGAUCUCAGGUCACAAAGGUCCAUCCUGGGGACCUUCCUCCCGGUUCUAGGCAGACCUUGAGCUCUGUCUGCUGCUAGAACUGAUGUGGUUUUCUGCCUCAGUUUCCUCCUCUGGGGAUAAGCCACUGGAGGAUUUGGGCAGGUGGGGAAGGCAUCCUGCUGAUGGGCUGGCCAGGAAAAGGGAGCAGGGAGCGCACGUGCACAUGUGCACCCAGGCAGUGGCUACAGAGCCCAAAAGGCAGCACUGGCUUUGGUGUCCCCUGAGGCCCAGGCAGGAUGCUAGGAGGAAGCCAGUGUUGCCCCCACCUGAGCUCGCAUGGAACAUACACACCACCACCACCAACACCACCACCACCAACAACAACAACAACAAACAUUGGGACUGACCUGUGGCAAGGAGGGUCAGAGGCAGGCCCUUGACUCAGUAGUGAAACAUUAUCCUGUUACCCUGCAUGUGCAAGUUCAUUGUCCCCAGCUAGGUGGCGUCCUCAGCCAAAACUGGGAGGAAACCCAGAUCAGGUCCUCCCUCCUACCACAAGGGGGUGCUGUGGGAGAGGCUUGAUUAUCUGUGGCCCCAAAGCGAAGCGCUGAAGGUGCUGCGGUGUUGGGGGCAGCUUCUUUCAUCUGUGUCGGGACACUGACCAGAUAGGCCCCACAGUGGCCACACUGCCACUCAGCCGCACAGGAAGCCCUGUGCCUAGCUAGCCUGUCCUUGGUGCUUAGCACAGAGUCCCAAAUGUGCUCAAUUAAUACAGGGCCAAGCCUGCCAGUGGAGGAUGCAGAUUAGGGGAACAGACCCAGAUGGCCUCUCCUGAAUCCUGUCUGGGCUGGGGCGAUGAACAUCUGUCUAGCCCACUGCAGGUGGCUCUGCACACUCCACAGCAGUGUCUGAGGUGGUCAUUACUGUGCCCUGUUGACAGGUAAAGGCACUGAAGCACGGAGGAGUGAGGCACUUCGUUUUCUUGGGCCAUUCAUCUUUCCAGAACCAACACGUUCAACUCUGGGUAUUCCUCCAACAGCUGGGGUUCUUUGAGGCUGGGCCCCCUGAAGAUGAUAGUGGCUUCAUAAACCAGAGAAUUUCAGAGUGCAGUGUUGUAAGAGCCCAUGAACCUGAAAUGUCAGAACUGGAGGUUUGAGGGGCUGAGGGGUAGGCCAGGGGUGUCCAGCCCUGUGUGUAGACACAGAGAGAGGGGGAAAAUGGAUGAGGUAGUAGAGAGAAGUGUAAAGGAGCGUUAGCCUUUGUCAGGGCUAAUGCUGUCGGGGACUAGGGCUCAAGCCCGUGAGUAGUCUCACACUGGUAAACAAUGGCCCCUCAACUCAACACAGAUGAUGUCCAGGGUGGCCGGCAGCGGUUAUCUAUUGAGUUACAAUCUGGAAGCCUCUUGGUAGUCACUGGAGAGGGGGCCACUUGAUGGGACAGCACCAAAUGUGUGUGCUUCUGUAGGAUUUGAAGAAGCUGGGUCAGCGCAUGAAGCCAAAGCGUUCUUCAGAGCAGAGAGGGGUGGGCUGGUCUAGUCCACCAGAGACAAGCUAUCCCGUGAGAGUCAUACUCUGCCACCGUCUCUGUGAUUAGCUCCCCCCAAAGCAGACGGGGGCAGGACGCAGAGCACCUGUGCCUUCAUCUUCUGUGGCAAGCAUGUGAGUUCACAUUCUGAAACUCAAAAGAUUUCCAGGAGUGGGGUGUGCCUUUGCUUUGGUGCGUGGUUACUUCCUGGCAAGCACCAUGGCAUCCCGCAGCAUCGAGUGACCUGGGCUCCUCAAGCCAUCUCAUUGGUGAAAUGACAGUGCCAGUACCCUCUCAGCUGGCUCUUGGAGGCCUAUGCCUGGGGUCUGCACAGAGGAGGCCCCAAAGGAUGCAUGUAUGGACACAUGAUGCCUGGCACUUCCCUUGGUUGUGUCUCUGCAACCCCAGGCUCUCACCCAGCAAGGAAAUGAAAUCCACUUUUACGACACAUCUCCCUCCCCCGGCCAGCUCCAUCCACCUAUACCCCAGAGCAGUCCCUUUCAAUGUCUGUCCCCCAUUGAAUAAUAAACAAGUGAAGGACA